Messenger RNA from Triticum urartu, 2077 nucleotides. RefSeq lists its product as uncharacterized. The record is from RefSeq and is a predicted model, not a curated record. NCBI's taxonomy places the organism in Eukaryota, Viridiplantae, Streptophyta, Magnoliopsida, Poales, Poaceae.
UCCGUCUGGUGUGGUGCACAGCGAGACAGCGACGCGUCUUCCAUUCCACCUCCGACAACAGCGGCAGAUGACAGACAUGUCGGCGCCAAACGCGCCUUGGUUUGCGGAUCUCUUCACAGAUGUUAGGGUGAGGACCCUGUCGCACCAGGUCACCACACUUGGGGACAGGGUGUGGGAACUGGAGCGCAAAAUUACCCAGCUGAUCUGCGAGAAGGGCAAGCUGGAGAAGCAACUGGAGGAGACGAAGGCCAUCUCAAGCCACAAGGAAGAGGUGGAGAGAAGCUUCAAGGCUGAAAACCAUAAGCUUCGGUCGGAAGUUUCGAUCGCAGAGGAAAAAUGUGGCAAGUCUGAAGCGGAGGUUGAGAGGCUCAGGAAGGAAGUAGGCACGCUGGCGGAGGCAAAAGAGGCUGCUGCCAAGGAAUUCAACGAUGAGAGAGCAAAUAUCAGGUUGGAAUCGGAGAAUCUCAAGAGAAGGCUGGAGGAAAUUCAGGCUAUCAAGGAUUUGGCAGAGUGCGAAAAUGACAAGCUUCGUUCAGAGGCUUUGAUCGCAAAGGAAAAGCAAAACAUGUCCGAAGCAGAGAUUGAGAGGCUGAAGAUAGAACUGGGUGGGUUGGCGGAGGCCAAGGAGGCGGCCGCCAAGGCAUUUGAUGUAAAAAAUGCAGAAAUCACCGAGGAAUUAGAGGAACUUAAGAGGAAGCUGAAGGAAAUCCAAACAAAUAAGGAUUUAGUGGAUGGAGAAAAUGAUAAGCUUCGGUCUGAGGUCUUCACAGCGGAGGAGAAAUGUAGGCAGUCUGAAGCAGAGGUUAAGUGCCUUAAGCAAGUAGUGGGUGCAUUGGUGGAGGCGAAGGAGGCAGCGGCAAAGGCAUUUGAAGCCGAGAAGGUAGAAAUCAUGAAGGAAAUGGACAAUCUUAAGAGGACAAUAGAGGAAAUCCAGGCCAACAAGGAUUCGGUGGAGAGUCAAAACCAUGAGCUCCAGUCAAAGAUUUUGAUUGCAGAGCAGGAGAAUGGUGUAUUUGAAGCAGAGGUUAAGAGCCUGAAGAUGGAAUUGGGUGCAGUAGAGGAGGCCAAGGAGGUUCUUGCCAAGGAGUUUGAUGCCGAGAAGGCUGAAAUCCUCAAGGAACUGGAGGAUCUUAAGGGGAAUCUGGAGGAAUUCAAGGUCAACAAGGAUUUGUUGGAGGGUAAAAAUGAUAAGCUUCGGUUGGAGGUUUUUGCUGCAGAGAAGAAACAAAGCAUGUCUGAAGCAGAGGCUAAGAGCCUUAAGAUGGAACUGGUUGCAUUAGUGGAGGCAAAGGAGGCGGCUACAAAAGCAUUUGACGCCGAGAAAGCAAAAAUCACAAAGGAUUUGGAGGUUCUUAAGAGGAAGGUGGAGGAAAUCCAAACCAAGAAGGAUUUGGUGGAGGGUGAAAAGGAUAAGCUUCGUUUGGAGAUUUUAAUAGAAGAGCAGAAACAUGCCAUGUCUGAAUUAGAGGUAAAACGCCUCAAGAUGGACUUGGCUGCAUUGGCGGAGGCGAAGGAGGCAGCUGUGAAGUCAUUUGACGCCGAGAAGGCUAAAUUCAUGAAGGAGGUAGAGAGCCUCAAGAGGAAAAUAGAGGAAAUCCACGCCAGCAAGGAAGCAGCUGAGGAAGCAGGGCGCAACAAAGAUGUCGAGGCUGAUAGGCUGAAGGAUGACUUGUUGAAGAUUGGCGUUUCUGUCUCACAGCUGCAAGCAUCCUGUAUUGAACUUGAUGCGAAGCAUUCACGCCUGAAUGAUGAGAUGAACUCAGUCCAGAAAGCACUAGUGUCUGAGAAGGUUGAAGGUAACAAGCUCAAGCUAAAAAUUGAGGAGCUCGAGAAUUACAUUGCUGAAAAGGAUGGUGAGAAUGGGAAACUAAAGGCGGCAUUGGAGGAAAAGAAGAGUGAGAUUGAUGCCCUCAGCAAAGACAAUGAGCAGCUACAUCUCACAGUUGCUGAGGCACAUGAGAAGAAUAAAUGUAGCAUCUUAUCAUUCUUAUCACCGUGCGGCUCCAAAUAACUUGGUUGUAAUGUGUUGCAUUACUAAUGCAAUGGUGAAUAGUUUGUAUUAUGCAAUGAAAUAAAA